Molecule: messenger RNA, 2051 nt
Organism: Lactuca sativa (garden lettuce)
Lineage: Eukaryota; Viridiplantae; Streptophyta; Magnoliopsida; Asterales; Asteraceae
Molecular function (GO): ATP binding; helicase activity
Source: RefSeq, a predicted model, not a curated record
AUGUUGGAAAAGAAGAAGGCGUUCAAACUCCCGUGCACUUGGUAGACUUAUAUUUGUCCACCCAACUGGUGGAGAGUUGUUUUUCUUGAGGAUGUUGCUGUCCCACCAAAAAGGUUGUAAGUCAUAUGAAGAGCUUCGCACUGUGUCAGAUGUAAUGUACGAUGAUUUUCUGUAGUGCAUGCAAUGCAUUAGGGUUGAUUGGAGAUGACAAAGAAUGGAUGGAUGCUUUUGUGCAAGCUUCUGAGUGGGCGACUUCAUCUCAGUUGCGGUCUCUUUUCUGUUAUCUUCUGCUUUUAUGUGAUGUUAAUGAUCCCAUGUGUUUGUGGGACAUUGGAUGGAGAAAAAUGAGUGAUGACUUAGUUUAUAGGAUGCGGUCAUCAAAUCCUACUAUUGAGUUGAAUAUAGAUGAUAGUCAUAUACAGCAAUUGGUCUUAUUUGAAUUAGAUCACAUACUAAGGUCGUCUACUCCACCACGAUCUAUUUUGGACUUUCAUCUACCAAAACUAACAGAUAGCAACAUCACACUGUUAAAAAAUCGUCUCUUCCUAGAAGAAACUUCUUAUAAUAAGGUGUACAAUGACAUUCGCUCUGCAGAGGAAACACAACAGCAAGUGCUUAUAUUUGUUUAUGGUCAUGGAGGAACCGGCAAAACUUUCUUGUGGAAUACAUUGCUUGCUUAUUUCCGUUCAAGAGGAAAAAUAGCACUAACUGUUGCUGCCUCAGGAAUUGCUUCUUUGCUUCUUCCAUCAGGAAGGACAACUCAUUCCAGGUUUAAUAUUCCAAUAGACUUUUCAGAAAAAACCGCAUGCAAUAUAAGAAAACACACAAUGCUUGCUGAGUUGCUAAAGCAAACUUCUAUUAUCAUAUGGGAUGAGGCGCCAAUGAGUGACAGACGUUGUUUUGAAUGUCUAGAUCGUUCUUUAAAAGAUAUACUUGACUGUGAAGCAAAAACUUUUGGUGGUAUGUCUAUGUUGUUAGGAGGAGACUUCCGACAGACAUUGCCAGUGUCCCCAAAAUCUACACCGUCUGAGAUAGUUUCUCUGACCCUACCCAAUUCCUAUCUAUGGCCCUAUUUCAAAUUAUGUAAACUAAGUGCCAACAUGAGACUUAAGGAUUCAUCUAUGUCAUCGAAAAUAGAGUUAAAUGCAUCAGAUUUUGCGACAUGGCUGGUUCAGGUUGGAGAUGGUAGGAUUGGUAAUAUGGAUACUGUUGAUAGGAUAAAUACUAAAUGGAUUGAAAUCCCUAGGUCACUCCUUAUACCUCCAUCGGAAAACGGGUUAGAUUCCCUUAUAAAUUUUGUUUAUGGAGAUAUCUUUCAAACCAAUGUCUCAACAAGCAUGUUAUCUGGCAGGGCAAUAGUUUGUCCCAAUAACGAAACAAUACAACACAUAAAUGAUAUUGUUAUGCGUAAAAUUCCUGGGGUUUCAAAGAUUUACGAGAGUGCUGACAACAUUGAAUUUAGCGGGAAGCAGACUACAAACUUUAAUACAUUUUAUCCGUUGGAAUAUCUUAAUGGACUUACAUUUCCAAGCAUACCUGCACAUUCACUUUUAUUAAAAAUUAACACACCUAUAAUGCUAAUUCGAAAUAUAAAUCAGAAAGAAGGUUUGUGUAAUGGUACACGAUUAAUGGUCUCACAGUUGUUAUCAAAUGUGAUUGAGGCAUCAAUUAUUACUGGAACCAGCAUUGGGAAGAAGGUUUUUCUGCCUCGUAUUAGAUUUAUUCAUAAAGCUCCUGAUAUACCUUUUACAUUCAUAAGAAAGCAAUUUCCUGUUAAUGUUUGUUAUGGUAUGACUAUUAACAAAAGUCAAGGUCAGUCUUUAACGAGAAUUGGAAUAUAUUUUCCGGAACCUGUUUUCACACACGGCCAGCUUUAUGUUGCAUUGUCACGUGCCACAUCUCCAGAAGCAGUUAAAAUACUUAUGCAUUCUGAUGAUAAAACGACAAACAACAUUACAAAAAAUGUUGUUUUCAAAGACUUCUUACAAAAAAUAAAUAACUCAGAGGUUAAACAUAUAUACAAUGUUUCUGUUUUUUUCAGCAGGAGCUAG